Messenger RNA from Radiomyces spectabilis, 1354 nucleotides. RefSeq lists its product as uncharacterized. The coding region runs from base 242 to 1159 and encodes 305 amino acids. Lineage: Eukaryota; Fungi; Mucoromycota; Mucoromycetes; Mucorales; Radiomycetaceae. The record is from RefSeq and is a predicted model, not a curated record. The transcript is spliced from 3 exons.
AAAUGAGACGGAAAAGCUAUUUUUGGUUACGAUGUUCUGGAUCGAUAAAAGAGGAACAGUGAGCGGUUUUGUACUUUUUUCUUCCCUUUGUCGGGGAAAAAGCGUCGCCUGCUUAAAUAGGCAAAUGGUGAUUUUUGCUAUUUAAGCAGACCGUUGGCAGCUUGUCUCUGUGUCAUUUCUUUUUUGUACAGCUCUCUCUCUCUUUUCUUUUCUUAUCCUCUAUAUAUCCUCUUUCUCACAAAUGACCUCCCCUUCCCAAUAUAUUGUGGAUGACUGGUUCUAUAUCCAAUCAAUUUCAACCCACGACGUGAUCACUGCAUGUUCGACCGACCUCACUUCAGCAUUACGAUCUCAGGUUUACGUCAAUCCACCCAAAUGCUGCGAUGAGGAAUUAUGGCGUUGGGAUGGUCAAUAUAUCCGUAACAAAGCAACCGAUUUCGUACUCGAUAUCCGUAAAGGUCGCUUAAGGUUGAUUGAAGACACUGAAAUUUGUCUGUAUCAUGCCAAACCACAAGAAGAAGCCCAAAAUCAACUGUGGGGUGUACGAGAAACUUCUACCGGGUGCUUUAUUUAUUCUGUUUGCAAUGAAGAUUGGGUGCUCGAUAUCCAGGCCAACGAUCAGGGCAACAAAUUGAUCCUAUUCCCGUUCCAAUACGUCGAUAAUGAUAAUCAACAGUGGAUGUUUGUGUCAGUCACGGAUAUGGAGGAAGGUACCCAUCCUCUGUGUACGGCAACAGGCGAGAUCACACCCCCCAUGUCCAUGUCCUCCUCUCCCUCUCAUGAUACAAUGCAAGCGCUUUCACCACCUGUCAAACGCGGAUCGCAAAGUUCUCUCCAUUCAGUCUCUUUAACCUCAUUCAAGGAAUCUCAUCAGAUCGUGUAUCUUGAACGAAAUCCCCGGCUAAGCGACAAGACGAUUGCUAUGGCAGCAGCGUAUCAGGCGUGGAAAUCAUGGAAGAGUGAUCAGGUGUCUUCAACCGAGCCUAUCCUUCCGGAAUCACUGGGCAGUAUCCGUGGACAGUUGCAAAAUAGAGCUCAAACGGAAGCGGAAGCUAUUUUUCAGCAAUGCGAUCAGCUGAACAAUCACAAGGAAACUGCAUCCGCUUUGGCAGGCCGAUUGGUGAUUCAACUCUUGGAACAAACGCCGCCAUCACCUUGAAUACCAUUUUAGGCGCUCAACGCUCUAAUUCCCAAAAUGGCAAUUUGCCAUCUUUUUGUAAUUUUUUCACCUCCAAGCCAAAAAAAAAACCACACCAAUCUCCGUUUCUUCACUCGUACAUAUCACUUUCUUUUUUUCUGUAAAUAAAUAUUGUUCCCUCAAAAAGGUGCGCCAAAGGCAUCUGUCAAUAUUCAU